CACGAUUCGAUCAAAUGCUUCAUCGAUUGAGCUUUUCCUUUUGGCGAUGUUUCAAUAUACUUUUACCCCACGUUUUUAGUGAAAAUGGAAAACUUUCUUUAUGCCAUCUGGAUUGGUACUGUUAUCUCUUUCAUUUUCACCUUCUUAGUGUUUGCAACUUGUUAUCAUGGGAUUUUCAAACCGGAUUACAGGCCAGGAUAUAAAUCUAUGCCUUUUUUGUGGUUUCCAAUGGUAUACAGCGUCUACAAAAAAUCACAGAGAGCUUUCAUUUUGUCUAAGCAAUAUAAUCUGCAAUGUUUGAGCGGUAUGUGUAAAAUUUUUGAAAAACAAGGAAUUGUUAGUUUUUCUAUUUGUGGAAGAAACUAUGUUUAUCUUUUCACACCAGAAACAGUAGAGGUUCUGCUUACAAGCACCAAAUUAAUUUAUAGAUCAAGUGAUUAUGAUGUUUUAAGGCCCAUGCUUAAAGACGGACUUUUCACCAGUAAUGGGAAUAAAUGGCGGAGUCGCAGAAAAUUACUGACACCAGCAUUUCAUUUUAAAAUUCUCCAUGACUUCGCUCCCCUGAUGCAAGAAGCUUCACGGACAUUCCUAUCCGACAUUGGUUGUUUUAUCGAUGAACCUUGGGUGGAUAUUACUAAAAUCAUGAGACCCUGCACGUUUUACAUGAUGAUGAAAGCAUCGUUAGGUUUCGAUACAGAGAUCAAUGAAGAGGCUAUGGCUACUUUCAAUUGCGCCGAGCAGUUUACGACUUGUUUAGCUGCAAGAUUCGCCAGACCAUGGUUGUUCCCUGAUUUCAUCUUCAAUAAGACAUCUUUUGCUAAAAAAUGUAGAGAAAGUUGUAACCUCGUUCAUAACUACGUCAGAAAGAUAAUUUUGGACAGGAGGAAGUGUGCCAUUAAAGAACGUCUAUCACUAAUCGGCAAAGAAGAACCAUCAGUCUGUACUCAAAAUAGUACAGAGGAAAAUGAAAUAAACUCAUGCGUAAAAAAGAUCAAAAAUAAGUCCUUUUUAGACUUGCUACUAGAACUCCAUUUCAACGAUCCAUCCUUUACAGUUGAAGAUAUCUUAGAUGAAAGUUUAAUUUAUUUUGCAGCUGCCUCUGACGCCUUAGGUAUGAGCAUGUCCUACCUGUUAUAUUGCAUUGGAUUGCAUCAAGACGUUCAGAAAAAAAUCCACAAGGAGUUAGAUGAUAUCUUUCAAAACACAGACAGAGAAGCGACACUUGAGGACAUUAAAUCGAUGAAAUAUCUAGAUUGUGUCAUCAAGGAAACUCAACGACUUUAUGGAGUCCACUUUCUUUCCAGAGAAGCUACUGAGAGUUUUAAAAUUCUGGAUUACACAAUUCCAAAAGGAAGCUGUGUUGUGGUUUUCUUGCAUGUUAUACACAGGCAUCCUGAUUUUUGGAAAGAUCCCGAAAAAUUUGAUCCUUCAAGAUUUUUUCCAGAAAACAGCAGCAGAAGGAAUCCAUACACAUACAUUCCCUUUGCAGCAGGACCAAGGAAUUGUAUAGCAAUGAAGUUUUCCUACCUGAUGUUGAAAAUUGCAAGUUCUACCCUUCUCAGAAAAUUCAAUUUAAAAUCACUUGAUAAUCGAGAUGACCUGUACGAUAUCAACAGACUAGCUUCUGAGGACACGAUCCCUAUUCGGAUCAGUUUCUCUGUACGUGAAAAUGCAGGUGGAUACUAAGUCUCAAUUGAUUGAGUUGAAAGAAAAUUUGUAUAAAACUUUGGAACAUUAUAUUUUUUAACAUGUGAUUUGAUUUUUCUUUUUAAAAUUAUGUACUUCCGUUUUUAAAUAAAGGUGUGAUUGCUGUUCUACUUCUUGGUGUUAAAUAGACGAAAAACCUAAGUCG
This is a messenger RNA of Parasteatoda tepidariorum (common house spider), 1852 nucleotides long. Its product is annotated as cytochrome P450 4C1. NCBI's taxonomy places the organism in Eukaryota, Metazoa, Arthropoda, Arachnida, Araneae, Theridiidae. The record is from RefSeq and is a predicted model, not a curated record. Gene Ontology annotation, molecular function: iron ion binding; oxidoreductase activity, acting on paired donors, with incorporation or reduction of molecular oxygen; heme binding.